UGGCUGAUGCCACGUUUAGUUCUCGUCACAAGCACAAAUUUUAAAUUAUAUCUUUCAUAAUUCAACAUAACAGCUCAGAAAUAUGAAGUCAAAUACAAGCUAGUUUACGCAAUUCAUCUUCCCUUUUUUAUAUGUAAGCUAUGAUCUGUGUACUAUCAUUGCAGAGCAUAAAUCUCAAAGUUUCAGAUAACAACAUCUGAUUCAGUGUUUAAAAAAAAAAAUCAGAAAACAAUGGGGAAAGGAGGCGGGUGUGUACCUAGCAAGAAGAAGGUGCCUGUUUCUGAUUCGAAGAAGAACGAUCCUGUUUCAGAGAGCAUCGAAACCCAAUCGCGAACAACGGAAACGACAACAAUCGCAGUCCGAGAAGCACCAGUCGAAGCAGAUGCGAAGAAGCUGAGGGUUUUCAUAGUGUAUUACUCAAUGUACGGUCAUGUUGAGUCACUGGCGCGGGAAAUAAAGAAAGGCGUGGAUUCGGUGGAAGGAGUGGAAGGGGUGCUGUACCGAGUGGCGGAGACGCUGCCGAAGGAGGUGCUAGAGAUGAUGAAGGCGCCACCGAAGGACGACAACGUGCCGGUGAUAACGGCGGAGAACUUGGUGGAGGCGGAUGGGGUGGUAUUCGGAUUUCCAACAAGGUUUGGGAGCAUGGCGGCGCAGAUGAAGGCGUUCUUCGAUUCGACGGGUCAGUUGUGGAGGGAGCAGAAACUGGCGGGAAAGCCUGCGGGCUUCUUUGUGAGUACCGGCACCCAGGGCGGUGGCCAAGAAACGACAGCGUGGACAGCAAUCACGCAAUUAGUGCACCAUGGGAUGAUAUACGUUCCAGUGGGAUAUACAAUGGGAGCUGGAAUGUUUGAAAUGGAAUCAGUGAAAGGAGGGUCUCCCUAUGGUGCUGGAGUUUUCGCAGGAGAUGGAACCAGACAAGCUACUGACAAAGAGCUUGCUCUUGCUCACCAUCAGGGCAAGCAUAUGGCUACAACUGUCAAGAAAUUGGCUCCCUCUUCCUAAAUUAAUUUGUUUGUACUCUCAAAUUAAAAAUUCAUAUUCCAAUCAUGUUUUAUUAAUUGGUUUUGUUGAAAUGUGGUGUCCAUUUGUUGCUCUAUGCUGAGGCUGAGGGAAAAAUUGAUGUACACUUUGUAAACUUUAUCUGUAUGAAUUAUGUAUUCUUUGAGGUUAUCAUUUCAUUUGUCAACAGGUUAAGUUUGGGUUUGGGUUCAAUUUAUUGAAUUUACAGUUAUCUUCA
Prosopis cineraria is the source of this 1237-nucleotide messenger RNA. RefSeq names its product probable NAD(P)H dehydrogenase (quinone) FQR1-like 1. The record is from RefSeq and is a predicted model, not a curated record. Gene Ontology annotation, molecular function: FMN binding; NAD(P)H dehydrogenase (quinone) activity. Bases 232 to 1002 code for a protein of 256 amino acids. The transcript is spliced from 2 exons. NCBI's taxonomy places the organism in Eukaryota, Viridiplantae, Streptophyta, Magnoliopsida, Fabales, Fabaceae.